AUGGCUUUUGAAAAUCGACGUGUAAUAUUUAUCACCAGUAGCGUUUUAGCUGUAACUGCUAUUUUAUAUAUUAUUGCCAAUGGUUUACCGAUGUGGUUUCAGUUGUCAGAUGCAUCGGGAUCAUUUAUAUUUGGAUUAUGGCAAGAUUGUCUUAAAACAGGAGCUAAACUGGUGUGCAAAAGUUUACCAACUGCAAGAGCCAAGGAUAAGGUGUUGGCAGCACGAGCGUUUAUGACAGUGAGCUGCAUUUUAUCUUCAUCCUCGGCUGUAUCUGUAUUACUAAUUGCAUUUGUGAACGAAAAUUUAAAGAAAAACAUAUCUGUGUUGGCAAAAGGUCUUGUUGUAGCAAGUGUCAUUGGCGGAAUUAUUGGAGUAUCUCUUGGAAUUAGCAUCACCGUCGAUGCGCUGAAUGCGGGUGCUAGUGUUGGCGCAUCAUUCAUAUUGGCUAUCAUUGCAUUAGUAUUUAAUAUAGCCGUCUAUGCUGUCCAUGCUGGUGAAUAUUUGUCCACCUUCAAGAUCAAUGCCAAAGCCGACAGAACUGCAUCAGUCAAGAACUAUGGUAGUACCUAUGGGCCUGACAAACGACGACACGUUGAAGAUUUGAAGAGAGCUGGCCUUUUGUGA
Adineta ricciae is the source of this 624-nucleotide messenger RNA. The record is from the annotation of a GenBank genome assembly. NCBI's taxonomy places the organism in Eukaryota, Metazoa, Rotifera, Eurotatoria, Adinetida, Adinetidae.